Messenger RNA from Contarinia nasturtii (swede midge), 3712 nucleotides. RefSeq names its product protein ECT2-like. The transcript has 4 exons. Bases 332 to 3580 code for a protein of 1082 amino acids. The record is from RefSeq and is a predicted model, not a curated record. Gene Ontology annotation, cellular component: cell cortex; nucleus. Gene Ontology annotation, biological process: activation of GTPase activity; regulation of cytokinesis, actomyosin contractile ring assembly; mitotic cytokinesis. Lineage: Eukaryota; Metazoa; Arthropoda; Insecta; Diptera; Cecidomyiidae. Gene Ontology annotation, molecular function: guanyl-nucleotide exchange factor activity; GTPase activator activity.
UUAUUUAUUCCGUUUUUUUUUUUCUAUAUGGAAUUUUGUGUGGUCCAGUGUUUUUCUCUAAAUAUUUCAAUAUCGCAUAAUCUAAAGAAAUAAUAAAAAUUAUGAUAAUUUCUUUGAAUGUUUUCUCAUUCAUUGAAAAAUAAUACAGUGUGUGUGCAACGACCAUUUUACAAAUGACAUAUACACUUAGCUCGAUGAUAAAUACAAUCGAAUGUUAUGUUAUUUUGGAAAAAGUGAUUUUCGUAAAAGUAUUGAUUUGUUUCAUUGAUAAAAUACUCAUAUAAACGGUUAAAAUACAGAAGGAAGAAAAAAAAAAUAAUCAGCGAAUGAGAUGAGCAGUGAUUAUACAAAAAAUAGUACAGGUGCUGUUGCAUGUAAUAAUGAAUUGUUAGGAUUAAUUGCACCAUCGGUUAAUGUGAAAUUAAUCGAAAAUCUUUUCGAAGGAAAGGAAAAUCACGGCGAUUUAGUUAACAAAAAAGUUCAAAUCACAGUUGUAUCGCCGAAAAAAAUGGAAAAAGAAUUGUGCACCGUUGAAACCGCGACCAAACCGAUGCCAAAACAGCGAAUUUGUUUGAUUGGUUCCGUUGCAAAUGAUGUUAAUGUCACAUCGGCCGCUCAAUCGUUCAACGUUCCAGUAUUGUUAUCAAAAACUGGACUUGAAUUUAUCGACGAUCCAGAAUGGCUGACGUUUUUUGUGCUGUCCGAAUUUAGCGGGGAGAAUUUUAAAGCGAUUCGUGAAAGUGAGCAACCAAUUUACGGACCGAUUGCAUUACAACAACUAGCUAAGUCCGGCAGUGGUCUUGCUUAUGUCAAAAAACCACGCUACAAUUUAGCUAUGAAAGGUGUUGUCACGUGUUUCUCUGGAUUUCAUGCAUUUAAAGACAAAGCAAAAGCAAAAGACGAAUUACGACGUUUAUUUGAAAAAAUACAUGCGAUGGGCGGUUCGAUUCGGAAAGAUAUGAAUGACAGUUGCACACAUUUAAUUUCACCAACGAGCUCCGGCAAGAAAUAUCACUAUGCCAAAAUUUUCGGUGUUACAGUUGUGCAGUCUGGAUGGAUUGAGGCGGCAUGGGAACACCGUGACGAGGUUGAUUUCUCAGCAAACGAUCCCAAAUUCAUUGAAAAUCACAAAUUGAAGCCAUUUGAAGGGCUUCACAUUUGCUUUUACGGUUUUUCACCCGACGAACAUCAAGAAAUGGUUGACGUUUUGAAAGCAAACGGUGGCAUUCCAACCGAUUUUGAUGAUCCAGAAUGUUCGCAUUUAGUUUUGGCAAACAGUGUUACUCAGAUUCCCGAAAAGGGAAAUCUGGUCCCAAAAUCACCACCGAAAAUAAUUUCAGUAGCAAGCGGAUCAAAUGCUGUGCCAAAUUGUCCUCCCAUUCCUGAAACACCAGAAACAUACAAACACAAUGAGCGACGCAACGGCAUCAUUUUGCCGGGCAAUGAAGAAAACUUAUUUCUAGAGCCAGUUAAUUUGUCGCCAAUAAAACGAGAUUUAUCACCCAUUCUGCAUCACAUCCAAGAGGAGGAUGAAAAUUCGGACAAACUCAACAAAGAAAUGUCAAAACGAAAACGUGACAGUUUCGAUAAUAUUUCAAUCAUUUCAACAGAUACAUUUGCCGCACAAUUUAAUUCGGCAAAAAAACCAAAACUUAUUCGUAGUGGAUCUAUCACACGUUCACUCAGCCGUAGCAUGAGUUUUGCUGGUAUGAAAAAUCCCAUCAAGAAUAUGUUUCGCGCCAGACGCGACUCAAUCGAUCCAAAUGCAUCAAUCAGUUCGGUUACAUCGAUGGAAAGUACAUUUAUUGAAACAUUAAAGCGACCAGUUAAAGAGAAACUGAAUCGACUCAAAGAUCGCAUCACAAAUAGUAAUCGCACGAAACGUGAAUUUUGCUUGACACCAAAAACGCCGAGAAAAAUGUUAAAUACGUCAUGCGUGGAACGAGCCGAAAAUGAUGAUGAUAAAUUUGUGAUGCCAAAUGAAAUAAGCAUGUUGUCGUGUCGUAAUUUGAUAAACAGCACCAUGAAUUCAAACACAAUUGCAGCUGUGCCCGAACCUGAUGUUAUGGAAUUCCAAUCGGUUGCAACGGAAGUAAAGGGGCAGACAAGACAAGAAAGUGUGCCAGUGAAAAAUAUUGAUGUGGUUGAUUCGGGCGUGCCAGAACAACGGCCACAACCAAUUUCUCUGACGUCGGAUUGGUUUUGGUAUACAAUUCAAAAGGGAAUUGCUGAUGAAAACCAGCAUUUGUUCAGUGACUAUUUGGCAAAUCGUGCCAACACACCGACUGCCACCGAUAAAUGUGAUACAUUAUCAAGAACCAUGCAACGCAAACGAAAACGGAUUUCAGUCUCAGUUCUAGCAACUGGUAACAAACGAAGAACAUCUGAUGCAGGACUGUCGAUGUCGGGCAGCUUUUUGGAUUUUACAAAUAGUCCAAAACCAGAUGCAAAAGAUUCCGAUUGUAGUAUAGAAAAUACGCCAAAAUCGAAAAAGGCAAAAUCAAUGCGGUUCAAUCACUUUAUGGAUUUAUUUUCGACUGAAACAAAUUACGUUCGCAUUUUGAAUUUGAUCAUGUCUGAAUUCCAGAAGCCAUUGGAAGAGAUGAUUGGCAAGAAAGAUGAGGAAUUAAUUAAUAAAUCAGAGUUGCGAGCAAUUUUCAGUAAUUUCUUGCCCAUUUUUGACGUACACUCACGUAUGUUGGACCUUUUUCGGGAGAUGCACUCCAACUGGAAGGAAGACUGUCUAAUCGGCAAAGUGAUACUUGACCAUCGUGAUGCAUUACUCAAAGCAUAUCCACCUUAUGUCAAUUAUUUCGAGCAGAUGAAAAAUGCUCUAUUGCAAUGUAUCGCACAAAAUCCAAAGUUUCAUGCAUUUUUGAAGAUAAAUCAAUCAAAACCACAAUGCGGCCGACAAACUCUUCAAGAGCUUAUGAUACAACCGGUUCAACGGCUACCGUUUCUAAGUCUAUUGAUUAAGGAUAUUCUGAAGCAUACACCAAAAUCAAAUCCCGACCACAAAGAAUUGGAGAACGCAUUGAAUGCAAUAAAAGAUGUCAAUAAUUACAUAAAUGAAGACAAGCGAAAAACUGAAGGAUAUACCGCCCUAUUGAAUAUCAUCAAUGACAUUGAAUUCUGUCCAGCAGAUUUGCUGUCCUCAAAUCGACGAUUUGUAUCUGAAUGUGAGGUCACCGAACUCUCAAAAUGCUUUGGCACACGUGAUGACCGAUUGAUGCUAUUUUUAUUUACCGAUUACAUUGAAAUAUGUAAAAUCCGAGAGGCACGGGGUAAACAAUACAAACACAUUCGACUUAUUCCGAUCAACUCAAUUUCACGUCUCUAUGACAUGAAAGAUAGCGAACGUGUCUUUGCAAUUGAAGUAAAGGACGAGAUGCUCUGCUUCAAAAUAAAUGAAAAACACGAUAAAAUGGAGUAUUUGAAAAUUUGCGCCAAACAAAUGGCAGCACAAGCACAUAAAACUGACUACGAACAAUUUCUACAGUGUCGUGAAUCGCACGAAUUGGGCAUUGACAUCAAUUUUGGCACACUGAAGAAAGUACUUCAAUUCUUUUCGAAUGAAUAACAACUCUUUUCUCUUUAUCAUUGAGUACAAAAUUAGUAGUUAACAACGAUUGAUUAAUGAAUAAUGAUUAAAUAAUACAUUUUUCUAUCAUAUAAAUAAAACGAAUGUUCAAACACUGUUUCUGGACAAACA